AGUGACCACAGUGUCACCUCGACCCGACGCGGCACAGAGCCACGAACGAAGAAGCAUUUUGAGAGCCAGUGUACGCUCUCUUGACACUCACGCACCCGCCAUCUCGUAGUGACUUCGACUCGGCGAUCUACCUUUGGCCGCACAUCACGGGGAUUUCUCUCAAUGACUCAGGUGUGCGCGAGUGUAAACGUGCGCACGCGUUCUCUGUGAGUGCGCCUCCGCCGAGUGAACUCUUGGGUGCAGUCGGGUGCCAACAUCACCCAUCCCUCACCACCACAACAAAUGCCACGCCUUAACAUUUGCAUUUUGUUGGCAGUACAAUAAGUGAAUUAGUGUCAGCACAACUGCUGUUCGACCAGCUCGUGGCUCGGCUUGUGUUGACUCGCAGAGACUCGUGUCCUGGACAAAGCAGUGCCAGUGAAGAAAUAAGUGACUCUGGCAGUAAAGACAGUUAUCAGUACUUUUAAUAGUGCCAGUGCCAGUGAGUGUCAGUCUGUGAGUGCCGGUUUUUGGCCCACUGCAGUUGGACCCGAUCGGUCGCGGGGUGUGCUGACCCCCUCGACCCCGCCCCCCCAAACGGACAGCGACUCCGACUCGUGUGAUGAACUUCUGAACAAAAUGGCUGACGAAAACCUUGCCAGUGAGUACGUGGCGGACUUCAUGUUGGAGCCGCUGGAGGAUACCAUCUGCGUUAAGGAGAACAAGGACCUCCAUGGCAUGGGCGGAAUGGGCAUGAGUCGUGUGCACACACACAUGAUGACGCCCCACAUGCCCAACGUGGGCGCCGCCGCCUGGAUGAAUCACCACCACCACCACCACCCCCAUCCACACACGGCUGCAGCCAUCGGCGGGAUGCCCACGCCCCAGGUCAAGCCCCAUUCGCAGGUGCCCGGCACGCCCCCCGACACCCCUCCGGGUUCGUCGCCGCCUAACGGGUCCCUGCCGCCCUCGCCCCAUUUCCAGGGCAUGCCCCAGCACACGCUCAUGGACGAGAUGUGGGCCUACAACCGGUACAUGCAGGAGCCGCUGGACCUGCGGCCCGGGCCACAGUGCGGCGGCGAGCAGCUCGAAGCCCAGACCUGGAUGCUGGACCGCAAGUGGGAGAGCCAGCAGAAGUACCCUCUAAACACGCUGGCGCCCAAUGGCAAGGGCGCCACCGACCAGCAGUCGUCGUGCCAGAUGGGGCUGCAGGGCAUGCAGCACCACAACACUAGCGUCUACAUCUCGGACGAGGAGCUGGUCACGCUGUCCGUGCGGGAGCUCAACCGGCGCCUCCACAACAUGCCCAAGGACCUCCAGACCAAGUUCAAGCAGAAGCGGCGGACGCUCAAGAACCGCGGCUACGCCCAGAGCUGCCGAACGAAGCGCCAGAAUUACAAGAUGGAGCUGGAGAACGUCAACAGAACCCUGCAGACGGAGAACCAGCGCAUCCAGAACGACGCGAACCAGCAGAUCGGCAUCUACAAGUCCGAGAACCUUUCGCUGAGACGAGACAUCGAGAACUUGAAAAAGCAGCUGGAGAAGACGCUAAGAGACUUGGAGGCCAUCCGCCGACAGCAGCAACAGCAGCAGCAACAACAACAGCAACAACAACAGCAGCAGCAGCAGCAGCACCAGGUGCCGCAGUCCUCCCAAGACACGAGCGGAGGCCAGGAGCUGUACUCCAUGUGACCAUGUCGCCCCCCGGACUACCCGAACCCGCCGCCGCGUCAGGAGGGUGUCGGGUACGCUAUGGAGAAGCCCAACGAAAUAGCUUGGCCGCUUGAGCAGCAACGCCACCACCAGCACCACCCCCCUCCCUCGACCUCAUAGAGGCAUCCUCCUCGUCCUUCCCGCGCGCCCUGGCGACGCCCCGGCUCCUCGCCCCGCUCCUCCUCCGCCGCUGCUGCCUCCGCCCCUGUCCCUUCCUGGUCUGCUCGUUCGGCUGUGAUUUCCUCUCCUCGUGGACGAGUCUUAGGCGAAGAAGGGUGACGAGGACUCUCAUCCGCCUCUCCCCCUCCCCUCGCGCCGCCGCCUCACCUCGCGAGCGUGAGGCGGGCGAGGGGGAGGGAACAGCGCCCCUGCCCUCACCGUCCGCUCGACCGCCCUCAGCCACCCUUAUUUCCUCUUUAUUACCCUGGCGACAAUCAGUGGGAGGCCUGAGGGUGUGGGCGGACGUUAGAGCAGCCCCUGGCCACCGCCCGCCGCCAACCACGCGGGCGCUGUGGCACCAACAAGCUCCACCUGUGCCGCGCCAUAUGUCAACGCCCCUUGUAAACACCGCAGUUCCAACGCCCUCCUCCUACCCCCUCCUCCCCCUCGCCGCAGGUAGCGUACGUCUCAUGUGCAGGUGUACACUGCAGAAAUCCCUCUCUUUAGUGUACACACAAACUUACGGAAGAAAAAAAAGGAAAUAUAUAUAUAUAACAAUAAUACUUGCCAUUGAUGUGUUCUCUUCAAUAUUUUGUGUUGUUAUCUGUUAUUUUUUUCUGUUUUUUGAUAAUUAUAUAGGUACAUUUAUAGAAGAUUUUAACAAAGAGAACAAACUAAUCAGAGAAACGACCUGCAGUUCUCGACCUAAUUAUCAUAUUGUGUUUAAUAACAUUUAUUCGGUUACUCUUAUCGCGUUGAAGUAGAUGUUUUGGCGACUUUUUUUUUUCAAAUGUUUAUUUUUUCCCGCCAAAAACAUCGACUUCAGCGUCCCAAUCACACCUGUACUAUGCUCAGUUUGGUAAUUAUUAUAAUUUUCCCUAAUAUCUCCUCGCUCUUCUCCACGCUCCGUUUAUUUACUUUUUUUCAUUAUUUUCUAAUAAAUAUGAAUUAUCGGUGAAAUAUAUAUAUAUAUGGAUAGUAUGAUAAUGAUAAUAGCACAAUUUAAUCUACGUUUUUUUUUUUUUUCUUAUCUGGCGAGCAGUGUCAGCAGAGCGAAGAGAUAAGGAGGGUGUUCCCAAAGCAGGAUUUGUACAUAGACUUUUUUGCCUGUAGCCCAUUUCUAAGCGCUCAUUCCGAUCCAUAUUGUCAUAUAAUAUGUUUGGGAAGGUAUGCGAUACUUUAUGAUAUUUGGACGAAAUGAUGUUGAAACUCUGUUCAAACUCGGGAGAGAUGACACUUUUUUCAGAGGAUACAACUUUUUGUCUCUUUUUUUUUAAUGAUGCAUAUUUCACUUUGCAAUUAUAUCUAAAUCUCUGAUUCUGAUGCUCAUUAGGGAAUUCUCUAUUAUUAUUAUUAUUUUCAGAAGAUCUUAUAAACUUACGAUUAUGAAACGUCGACAGAUCAUCCGAUUAAUAUAUUGAAUAUGCAUAAAUGGCAACCUUAAGGCCAACGAACGAAAUCUUUUUUUGUUUCGCUUUUUUCUAUUGUUAUUGUUA
Messenger RNA from Penaeus indicus, 3347 nucleotides. Its product is annotated as transcription factor MafA-like. Gene Ontology annotation, molecular function: DNA-binding transcription factor activity, RNA polymerase II-specific; RNA polymerase II cis-regulatory region sequence-specific DNA binding. The record is from RefSeq and is a predicted model, not a curated record. Bases 619 to 1671 code for a protein of 350 amino acids. Gene Ontology annotation, cellular component: nucleus. The transcript has a single exon. Gene Ontology annotation, biological process: regulation of transcription by RNA polymerase II. NCBI's taxonomy places the organism in Eukaryota, Metazoa, Arthropoda, Malacostraca, Decapoda, Penaeidae.